Messenger RNA from Apodemus sylvaticus (European woodmouse), 5801 nucleotides. It is a transcript of the gene Gpatch8, whose product is annotated as G-patch domain containing 8. Gene Ontology annotation, molecular function: nucleic acid binding. Gene Ontology annotation, cellular component: nucleus. The transcript has 8 exons. The record is from RefSeq and is a predicted model, not a curated record. Bases 254 to 4789 code for a protein of 1511 amino acids. NCBI's taxonomy places the organism in Eukaryota, Metazoa, Chordata, Mammalia, Rodentia, Muridae.
ACCGAGCGGUGAGGGGAAGGUUCCGCUUCCAGGCCUGCAAGGCGCCUGCGCCUUCGGGAUUCCCGUCGCACGCAUUCUUGUUCCCUCCUUCCCAUCACCCCCGCUCCAACAUCCUCAUCCCCCCCCCCCCACUGCCAGCUGCGCGCGCCCGGUGGGCGUGGGAGGAGGCGUGGAAACAGGGAGGGGGCGGGUGUCGCGGGAGGGAAGGAGCGAACCGGAGAGCGUCGUCCUUAGGAGGAGUGAAGGCGGCAAAAUGGCGGACCGCUUCUCCCGCUUCAACGAGGACAGAGACUUUCAGGGCAAUCACUUUGAUCAGUAUGAAGAAGGACACUUGGAGAUUGAACAAGCGUCCCUCGACAAGCCUAUAGAAUCGGAUAAUAUUGGACACCGCUUACUCCAGAAACAUGGGUGGAAGCUGGGCCAGGGAUUGGGAAAAUCUCUUCAGGGGAGAACAGACCCUAUUCCAAUUGUUGUCAAGUAUGAUGUCAUGGGCAUGGGUCGAAUGGAAAUGGAGCUGGAUUAUGCCGAAGAUGCUACCGAACGGCGUCGUGUCCUAGAAGUAGAAAAAGAAGACACGGAAGAGCUGAGGCAGAAGUACAAGGAUUAUGUUGACAAAGAAAAGGCAAUUGCAAAAGCCCUAGAAGAUCUCAGAGCCAACUUUUACUGUGAACUUUGUGAUAAACAGUAUCAGAAACAUCAGGAAUUUGACAACCAUAUCAACUCUUACGAUCACGCACACAAGCAGAGAUUAAAAGAUCUCAAGCAGAGAGAGUUUGCCCGAAAUGUCUCUUCAAGAUCCCGAAAAGACGAGAAGAAACAAGAAAAAGCGCUUCGGCGACUCCAUGAGUUGGCAGAGCAAAGAAAACAAGCUGAAUGUGCACCAGGAAGUGGGCCCAUGUUCCGACCAACCACAGUGGCUGUAGACGAAGAUGGAGGAGAGGAGGAGAAAGACGAGUCAGCAACCAACAGUGGCACAAGUGCCGUUUCUUCUUGUGGCUUUGGAGCUGACUUCUCCACAGAUAAAGGGGGCCCCUUCAUGUCAGUACAGAUCACUAAUACCACUGGGUUGUCACAGACUCCUGGGUUAGCCUCCCAAGGUAUCAGCUUUGGCAUUAAGAAUAAUCUGGGACCCCCACUGCAGAAAUUGGGAGUAUCAUUUUCCUUUGCCAAGAAAGCUCCCGUCAAACUUGAAUCAAUAGCAUCCGUGUUCAAGGACCAUGCAGAGGAAGGAAGCUCAGAAGACGGAACAAAGGCUGAGGAGAAGAGUUCUGACCAAGGGGUGCAGAAGGUGGGAGACACUGAUGGCACUGGGAAUCUCGAUGGGAAGAAGGAAGAUGAAGACCCUCAUGAUGGAGGGUCCCUCGCCUCUACACUGUCCAAGUUGAAAAGGAUGAAGCGGGAAGAAGGAACAGGGGCUACAGAGCCAGAAUAUUACCACUACAUCCCCCCAGCACACUGCAAAGUCAAACCUAAUUUCCCCUUCUUACUCUUUAUGAGAGCCAGUGAGCAAAUGGACGGUGAUCAUAGUACACACUCAAAGAAUGCCCCAGAGAGCAGAAAAAGCAGUUCUCCCAAGCCUAAAGGUUGUAGUAAGGUGGCAGCAAGCCAAGGAACAGAGAAAACAGUUGGUGGCGUUUCUGAGCUGCAAAAGGAAGCCACCAUAGCUGGGCCUUCAGAGCCUGGAAACAAAACUGAAACAAAGAAAGGCUCGGGAGAAGGCAAAGGUGGGCAGAGUGCAGAGAGUAAGGAGACUGCAGAGAGCCAGGCGUGUGCGUCCAAUCCUAAAGAAAGGUCUCAGGCCACCCCAGCAACAAAAGCAGGCCAGGGACCCAAGCAUCCCACUGGUCCAUUCUUUCCAGUCUUAAGCAAGGAUGAAAGCACUGCCCUCCAGUGGCCGUCAGAACUACUCAUUUUCACCAAAGCAGAGCCCUCCAUUUCCUACAGUUGUAAUCCUUUAUACUUUGACUUUAAACUUUCAAGAAACAAAGAUGCUAAAGCUAAAGGGACAGAAAAGCCGAAAGAUGUCGAAGGCUCCUCAAAGGAUCAUCUCCAGAGCCUUGAUCCUAGAGAACCGAAUAAAAGCAAGGAGGGGGAACAGAAUGUAGUACUCUCUUCAGAAGACAGAGUGAAUGAACCUGCUUCAGAAGCUGCCUGUAGCAGCCUGAACAAGCAGGAGCCUGGGGAUAGCCAUACAUCAGAAGCUGAAGACACUGAAAGAAACCAUCCUAGCAAGAAAGAACCAUCAGGCAAGUCUCACAGACACAAAAAGAAAAAGAAACACAAAAAAUCCAGUAAGCACAAACGUAAACACAAGGCUGACAUGGAAGAGAAGAGUUGUAAGGCAGAGUCUGGGGAGAGAUCUAAGAAGCGCAAGAAACGAAAACGGAAGAAGAACAAAUCAUCAGUCCCAGCUGAUACUGAAAGAGGACCCAAACCAGAACCUCCUGGAAGUGGCAGCCCUGCACCGUCAAGAAGACGGCGCCGAGCUCAAGAUGAUUCCCAGCGGAAAUCCCUUCCUGCUGAAGAAGGAAACAGUGGCAAGAAGGAUGAUGGUGGGGCUGGUAGCAGUUGCCAAGACCAUGGUGGGAGGAAACACAAAGGCGAACCCCCAGCUUCCUCCUGCCAGCGGAGAGCUAGCACCAAGCACAGCAGCCGGUCCAGCCAUCGGAGCCAGCGCAGCAGUGGAGAGGAGGAGAGUGACGAUGCUUCUUCACACCGGCCACACCAGAAGUCUCCAUCCCAGUACAGUGAGGAGGAAGAGGAGGAUGAGGAGGAGGAAGAGGAGGAGGAAGAAGAGGAGGAGGAAGAUGAAGACUCAGGUAGUGAGCAUUCUCGUAGCCGCUCUCGAUCUGGCCACCGCCAUUCCUCACAUCGUUCCUCCCGGCGUUCUUACUCAAGCAGCUCUGAUGCGUCUUCAGACCAGAGCUGCUACAGUAGACAGCACAGUUACUCUGAUGAUAGCUAUAGUGACUACAGUGACCGAUCGCGGAGGCACUCGAAGCGCUCUCAUGACUCAGAUGAUUCAGACUCUGCCAGCUCCAAACACAGGUCCAAACGACAUAAGUACUCGUCAUCUGAUGAUGAUUACAGCCUCAGCUGCAGCCAGUCCCGAAGCCGGUCUCGGAGCCAUACAAGAGAGCGAUCAAGAUCCCGGGGUCGAAGCCGCAGUAGCAGCUGUAGUCGCAGUCGAAGCAAGAGGAGAAGUCGUAGCACCACAGCCCACAGCUGGCAGCGAAGCCGAAGCUAUAGCCGAGACCGGAGCCGCAGCACCAGGAGCCCUUCUCAGAGGUCAGGCUCCAGAAAGGGGUCCUGGGGUCACGAAAGCCCAGAGGAAAGGCGCUCUGGCCGCCGGGAUUUCAUUCGUUCAAAGAUCUACCGCUCUCAAUCUCCCCACUAUUUCCGAUCAGGUCGGGGAGAAGGGCCUGGAAAGAAAGAAGAUGGCAGAGGAGAUGACAGUAAGGGAGCAGGCCUGCCGUCUCAGAAUAGUAGUGCCGGCCCAGGAGUGGGCUCAGAAAGUGACUGCAGUCCUGAAGAUAAGAAUUCUAUUACUGCCAGACUGCUGCUAGAGAAGGUCCAGUCCAGGAAAGUGGAGAGGAAACCUAGUGUGUGUGAGGAGGUGCUGGCCACCCCUAAUAAGGCUGGGCUCAAGUACAAGAACCCCCCACAAGGUUACUUCGGGCCUAAGCUCCCCCCGUCUCUUGGUAAUAAGCCUGUUCUUCCAAUGAUAGGGAAGCUUCCAGCUACCCGGAAGUCCAAUAAGAAAUGUGAAGAGUCUGGCUUAGAAAGGGGUGAAGAGCAGGAACAUUCAGAGCCAGAAGAAGGGUCUCCAAGGAAUAGUGAUGCUCCGUUUGGGCAUCAGUUUUCCUCGGAGGAAACAGCUGGUCCCUUAACAGACCCUCCCCCAGAAGAGCCAAGGUCUGAAGAAGCUACUGCUGACCACUCUGUGGCUCUAGGCACCCCAGCACACACUGACUGCUACCCUGGGGAUCCAGCCAUGUCCCAUAACUACCUCGCUGACCCCAGUGAUGGGGAUACUCUGGAGUCUCUGGAUAGUGGCAGUCAGCCAGGCCCUGUGGAAUCCAGCUUGCUGCCUAUAGCCCCAGACCUUGAGCACUUCCCCAGCUAUGCACCUCCCAGCGGGGAGCCUAGCAUUGAGUCAACAGAUGGGACUGAGGAUGCUUCCUUGGCUCCUCUAGAGAGCCAGCCCAUCACCUUCACCCCUGAGGAGAUGGAGAAGUACAGCAAGCUCCAGCAGGCCGCACAGCAGCACAUCCAGCAGCAGCUUCUGGCCAAACAAGUAAAGGCCUUUCCAGCCUCGACCGCCCUAGCUCCAGCCACGCCAGCCCUGCAGCCCAUCCAUAUUCAGCAGCCAGCCACGGCCUCUGCGACCUCCAUCACAACCGUUCAGCACGCCAUCCUACAGCAUCAUGCUGCAGCCGCCGCCGCUGCCAUCGGCAUUCACCCUCACCCUCACCCUCAGCCGCUGGCCCAAGUCCAUCACAUCCCCCAGCCCCAUCUCACCCCCAUCUCCCUGUCCCAUCUCACUCACUCGAUUAUCCCGGGCCACCCGGCCACCUUCCUUGCUAGCCACCCUAUCCAUAUAAUUCCUGCCUCGGCCAUCCAUCCUGGUCCGUUUGCCUUCCAUCCUGUCCCACACGCUGCCCUCUACCCUACCCUGCUUGCUCCCCGGCCCGCUGCGGCAGCUGCCACCGCCCUCCAUCUUCACCCACUGCUGCACCCCAUCUUCUCAGGUCAGGACCUGCAGCACCCUCCCAGCCAUGGGACUUGAGUUGGGGGUCAGAAGCCUAUGUUGAGCCAGGGAAGGAGACCUACUCUUCACUUGGGGGUGUUGAGCCAUUUACACCAGCAAGUAAAAGCUGGAACGGGCAGUGUCUCGACCGCCAAAGAAAGGAGUUUUGGCUUGCAGGGAUGGAUUUAGAGUUGAGGUUUGCUUUGGGUUUACUAUCAGGGAUAUUUACCCCUUUUCUAUUAGUCCCUCCCUCCUGUGUUUCUAAGCUAAGGAACACCAGUAAGUGCUACCCACACACCUCUGCAGCAACAUCUCCAGACUGUCGAGUAAUCCUCCUUCCUCCCUCUACUCUCUGAUCCUCUGCACUUCCCCGCUGUAAGUUCAAAACAUUUCCUCCUCUAAUGGGUUGUCACCAAAGCACUUGCCAUGGGCCCAUCUGGUCCUGCCUCCUCAGUGCCGCGAGGAAGGCCAGGCUCUCUCCAGUGGUGAAAACUCCACUUUUCGGCAGUGUCUGUGACUAUCCCUUUGUGACACACUAUCCCAGGUGAGGUGGAAGAGGGAGUCUAACCUGGAACCAAAAGCAACUCAGGCUGCGAUUUGACCCACUCUCCUUACGAACAGCCAUGCAUUUGGCUCUCCUCAUGCCCCUCCUCCCACAAGAGGCAUCUACAUAUCCCAGAAAAGAAGAUCCUGUCUGUCGGGAGUGGAAGCUGCGCCAAACCUAGGCUCACCCGUGUGCUUCCCAGAAGGAGCUCGUGUUGGAAGGGUAUAUUUUCUUCUGUUAUGUUGAUGUUUUCUUAAUUUAUAGGAUUUUUUUUAAUGUAAAAUUGCACUGAACUCUAUAAACAUAAAUGCUGCUUUUUGUAGCUCAUAUUAAAAAGGUUCCGUAUUUGUAGUAUACUGCAAUAAUAUUUUUUACAUCCAGCUCUUUAAGUGAUCCUUGUUCUGGUGGCUUUCUGUAAAUAUGUUUGCCCUAGUUGACUUAAGAAACUUUAAAGGUUAUAAAAUAAAAGAAAAAAAUAAAGUAUUUGUUUUCUGCUAGAUGCAAAAA